This is a messenger RNA of Xenopus laevis (African clawed frog), 2206 nucleotides long. RefSeq lists its product as uncharacterized. Gene Ontology annotation, cellular component: mitochondrion; nucleus. The record is from RefSeq and is a predicted model, not a curated record. Gene Ontology annotation, molecular function: zinc ion binding; phosphoric diester hydrolase activity; DNA binding. Lineage: Eukaryota; Metazoa; Chordata; Amphibia; Anura; Pipidae. Gene Ontology annotation, biological process: base-excision repair; DNA repair; DNA damage response. The coding region runs from base 422 to 1492 and encodes 356 amino acids. The transcript has 11 exons.
GAUUCAGAUAGAAUUUGUUUUAUUAUAUCGUUAAAUCGCUGUGUGAUUUUGAAGUUGGAGGUUACGUCACUAGCGGGACUUUUCAACGCUGCUACGUUGUAUGUGGAGAAGAUUGUGGGAGCAGUAGUUCAUAUAUGCGAGGCUGUAUGUUUACCGCUAUGAAAGCAAAUGGUCACAGAGAAGAUGGCAGGGCAGGGACCGAAGCCAAGGACUGCUAAAAAGCAAAAAAAAAUACCCAAAAGACGCAAACGCUUGGAAAAGAGGGAGGUUCAAGAUGCUUCAAAUCUGUAGCGUGGCUCAUUAAGGGGCCCUGAAGACCUGCUGGAUUACAGAUGAUCUGUCCUUUCCCAAACUGUACCUGUGACACAUCGUAUUCUCAGGUGAUCCUGCCCCUGAUAAAGUCCUGAAAUCACCUAAACGUAUGCCAAGAGAAAGAAAACGUGGAAUAAGUAAAGCCUUUCCAGAUGAAGGUGCUACAACAGCCAAUUCAGAAAACUACACAAGCCAGAACCCCAAGAGAAGAAAGAGAGAGAAACAGAAAGCUGAAAUGCCAAGUGCAAACGAGGAGAAGGAAGGCACAUUUGAAAGUUCCAAGAAAAGGAAGAAUUCGAAAAAAUUUGUGGGGGCACAUGUUUCCAUACAGGGAGGGAUAUGGAACGCUGUGCUAGUUGCCAGGCAGAUUGGGGCUAGUGCCAUAGGUAUGUUUUUGGGGUCACAGAGGACCUGGAAAAGCAAAACUCUCGAUGACAAGGCAGCUGAGCGGUUUCAAAGAACCUGCAAAGAGCUAGGAUUCCAGUCUCACUAUAUCUUGCCACAUAGUCCCUAUUUGAUGAAUUUGGGAUCCCCUAAAUCAGAUGUGCUUCAGAAGAGUCGUGCUAUGCUUGUGGAUGAGUUGCACAAGUGCCACCAGCUGGGUCUUACAAUGUACAAUAUCCACCCUGGGUCCCGUGUUGGUGCUAUAUCUGUCAACAGGUGUCUGGAGCUCAUUGCUGAUGGAAUCAACCUUGCCCACUCUCAGAUUCCAGGGGUCACUGUGGUACUGGAGAAUAUGAGCUGUCAGGGUAGUACAGUUGGUGGACUGUUUGAGGAGCUGCGUGGAAUUAUAGACCUUGUUGUAGAUAAAUCUCGCAUUGGAGUAUGCCUUGAUACAUGUCAUGCUUUUGCUGCAGGUCAUGAUCUCUCAAAGAAGGCUGGACUUGAGAACAUGCUGGAUAAAUUUAGUACGGUUGUUGGUCUUUCCUUCCUAAAGGCCAUACACCUAAAUGAUUCCCAAGGAGAAGUUGGCUGCAAGCUGGAUCGCCAUGAAAAAAUUGGGCAUGGUCACAUUGGGUUAGAAGGUUUCAGACACGUGAUGAAUGAGCCACGAUUUAAUGGCAUUCCCAUGAUACUUGAGACUCCCCUCAGCUCAGAUGACCAUGCUAAGGAGAUCGACCUGCUGUAUUCUCUGUGUGCAAAAGGUCGAGGAGCAGCAAAGACCAAGAGAAAGCGCUGAUCCCACCCAUCUCUUACUGCUUCUCAGCAGGUGUUAUGACAACUGAUCUUUCAACCCAAAGAUGUAAGAAUAGUCAUUUGGUAAAAGUUGGGCAGUCCUGUUGGCUCAGAAUAUAUCCAGUUAGUAUUGUCAGUUAUGUAAUGAUGUUAGUACCUGUUAUAGAGACUGUAGAAUUGGGAGAGGGUCCUAAAAGUGUUCCUAGUUGUUGAUGAGGAACAACGAAGCUUAAAGCAGAAAUAGAGCUCGGAAAGGGUGGGCUCAUACAUAGGUGUAACCUGCCUCAUGUUGCCUCAGUAUGUAGCCCAAUUUAAAUGUCUACAUUCAAUCACUGGACAUGGCGAGAGCAUAACGGGUGGGUUGCAUUAAGCCUGUUAUUUUUGGAGUAUCGCUUACAUUCGGUCACAUCUUAUUGUUGCUAAGUAAGGGUUUAGGGUGGAGUUGUGUCAUUUCCAUACAAAGCGCUAGACGCAGGUCAGUGAUGCUGAACUAUACUCUGUGGAGGCCGUGUAGAACCAGGGAAUUCCCCCUUGCGUCCUGCACGGUGUCCAGUCUGUAUUCCCAGCUCUUUCAGCAAUGCUCAUACAGUUAUGCACAGUUAAUGCUAAGUUCCAUAUACCAUCUUUUACUUAAAGCUGAAUUGUGUAAAUACUGUAUAUUUCAGCAUUCAGAGAUGUUUGAUCAUUAAGCUGUAAGAAUUAAAGAUUUGAUAUGGAA